This is a messenger RNA of Kalmanozyma brasiliensis GHG001, 1428 nucleotides long. RefSeq names its product Phosphoesterase. NCBI's taxonomy places the organism in Eukaryota, Fungi, Basidiomycota, Ustilaginomycetes, Ustilaginales. Bases 1 to 1428 code for a protein of 475 amino acids. Gene Ontology annotation, molecular function: hydrolase activity, acting on ester bonds. Gene Ontology annotation, biological process: phospholipid catabolic process. The record is from RefSeq and is a predicted model, not a curated record. The transcript has 3 exons.
AUGAAGGCUUCUCUCGCUGCUGUCUCCGCCGCUGUCGUGGCCACCGCCGUCUCGGCUGGUCCCAUCGAGAAGCGUGCCCGCCUCGGCCUGACCUUCGUCCCUCCCUCGUCGUCGCCACUGGCUCAGUCGUCCAACUAUGUCGGCUUCAACAACGCCUCGUAUCCUAAGCACGACACUGUCUCGGGCAAGGCUUUCGACCGCAUCGUUCAAAUUUGGCUCGAGAACACCGACUACGAGUCGGCCAUCUCGACCCCUGCCAUGCAGGCGCUCCUCCCCCAGGGUGUGCUCUUUGACAACUACUACGCUGUCACCCAUCCUUCGGAGCCUAACUACCUCGCAUCGAUUUCUGGUGAUUUCUGGGGCCUGGGCGAUGACACCUUCAACCACAUCCCCAGCAACAUCACCACCCUCUUCGACCUGCUCGACGAUGGUGGAGCUGGUGGCAAGCCUAUCUCCUACGCCUGCUACCAGGAGAACAUGCCAUACGACGGCUUCACUGGCUUCAACUACACGUCGAAGAACUACAUCACUCCCGGUGCUAGCAACUACACCUACUACGUUCGAAAGCACAACCCUUGCGCCAUGACGGACUACAUCUCGGGCAACAAGACCCGCGCUCUGUACAACCGCAACUUCAACGACCUCGCCGCGGACAUCGGCAACAACACCGUCCCCCAAUGGAGCUUUAUUACCCCCAACAUGGUCGACGAUGGUCACGAUACGACUUCGGCGUUCUUCUCGAACUUCACAAACUACUUCCUGCCGUCCCUGCUCAACGAGACCAAGUUCAACGACAACCGAACGCUCAUCCUGCUCACCUUUGACGAGAACGACAGCUACACUGCUGCCAACCGAAUCUUCACCCUUGCGCUCGGUGCAGGUGUACCUUCGAGUCUGAAGAACACGACGGACCACACGUACAUGACGCACUACUCGGCAAUCUCGACGGUGCAGGCCAACUGGAACCUCAAAUCGCUCGGUCGUGGCGAUGUCAACAAGACGAUGGCCAACGUCUUCCCCUUCUGGGCGGACACUUUGGGCUACACCAACACGCAGGUGGACGAUGCGGAUAUUCCUAUGACCAACCUCACCGGUAUCUAUCCCGGUCCGCUUAGCCCGACGGCCAACACGCUGUUCUACGCACCCGAUGAUGUUACCGUUACGGGUGCAGGUGGUCAGCCCGUGUUGGUCAAGAGCGGAUUGAACACCAGUCAGACUCUGGCCACUCUUCCUCGCACCAACUUGACCGCCAUCGGUCAGAAGCCCGUGUGGAACACCGACCCGGGGUACAACAACGUCAACGUUUCGCAGGGAGCAAACUCGGCCGGCACGAACGCCGCCAAGACCAACGCGGCUGCUAGGCCGUUUGUUGCCGGCACCGGCAUUGCUGCUGCUGCUGUCUUUGCUGGAUUCGCUCUGUUUCUUUAA